Messenger RNA from Nomascus leucogenys (northern white-cheeked gibbon), 3126 nucleotides. RefSeq names its product Myb/SANT DNA binding domain containing 2 (gene MSANTD2). The transcript is spliced from 2 exons. The record is from RefSeq and is a predicted model, not a curated record. The coding region runs from base 27 to 593 and encodes 188 amino acids. NCBI's taxonomy places the organism in Eukaryota, Metazoa, Chordata, Mammalia, Primates, Hylobatidae.
GCGGUGCAGCGGCGGCCGCUUGGAAGAUGGCUGCGCCCUGUGGCUCGGAGCUGCCCGCCAACUCGCCGCUAAAAAUCCCGAAGAUGGAGGUGCUCUCCCCGGCUUCUCCUGGUGGCCUGAGCGACGGAAAUCCAUCGCUGUCCGACCCUUCCACGCCUCGGGGUGCCUCCCCACUCGGGCCGGGCAGUGCAGCGGGCUCGGGGGCAGCGGCGUCCGGGGGUCUCGGGCUGGGGCUGGGGGGCCGCAGCGCCGCCUCGUCCUCGGUCUCCUUCUCCCCUGGUGGCGGCGGUGGCGGGGCUGCGGCAGCCGCCGCCGCCGCCUGCCGGGGCAUGUCGUGGACGCCGGCCGAGACGAACGCGCUCAUCGCAGUGUGGGGCAACGAGCGGCUGGUGGAGGCGCGGUACCAGCAGCUGGAGGGAGCCGGCACGGUGUUCGGCAGCAAGGCCCCCGGGCCAGCCAUGUACGAGCGCGUGUCCCGGGCCCUGGCCGAGCUGGGCUACGAGCGGACCCCGUCCCAGUGCCGGGAGCGCAUCAAGCUGGUUCGAUGCCCAGAACUGAAUGCUGUGCUCCAGCUGUGGCCUCACCGGUGCUGAAUAGAGAGGAAGAGCCACCUUCAUAGCUUACAUGUGAUUCCUCUGCUUAUACAACCCAAUACUGGAUUUACUUACUUUGGCAAGAUAGCUGCAUUGUGCACUGUAUUUAAUGUUACGUGUACUGUAACCCUGGGUCUUUCUCUGCAUUGCUGCCGUUAAACCCCCAAUCCUGCCAAUCUAAAACUCCUGCCUUUGUUUACCUUCCCCCUCCCCCAUAGACUCCCCAUACAUUCAUCCACAAUGAAUGUCAUCUUUUUAUUCUCUCAUUUCCUUUUACUCUAAUCUUAAACUUUGGCAAAACUUUCACUCUGUCCUAUAAAUUGUCAGUUGUCAGCCAUCUUAUUUUUCUCCCUGCUUUGGUAAUGGGACAUCUUUGAAGUCUUUUCUCUGGCUCUUUUCCCUUCAUAGUCAUGAAGCACUUGGCAUGGUGGAUUUAGUAAGCAUUCUCUUGCCAUUGCUUCCAAAUCAAAUACCAUGAACUCCUCUGGGUUGACCACCGAUCAAGUUGUUACCUAUGCUUUAGUUCUUCAGUCCAGGUUUUCCUGACCCCUCCUGACCUCUAUCCCUACAGCUUCGUUCAGGAUACAGUAUUCUCUCACGACUCUUCCUCCAGGGGGAGACAACAGCAUCAUGUCAAUUUACCGGGGAGAUUUCCGACAGUCAGGAAAAUUACAAUCUCUAAUUGUGAAUAGAAUAGUUUUUAAUAAUUUUAAGCACAUUUCUGCCCCUGCCCCAGACCUUAAUUUUUAGAAACUAUUAAGCUUAAGUUACUACAAAUUUCUAGGAUGAGUAAAAUAAAGGAAGAAGAAAAGGAAGCAAGAUUUUUGUGUUGAAUAGGACAUGGUUCUCCAAGAAAGCCAAAUUGAGGUUCUUGCUGGAUUUGAGAGCUGUCUGAAAUGGGAAUUGAGGCUUCGUUUUUCUGAGCAUUAUUGUAAUCCCAGCUCUAGAGUAGGUUUUUAAAUUGGUUUAUUUAGGACUGUUGACACGCACAGUCUUAAUUACAUGCUUUGGCUAAUUUAGAGUGUGGAAAGUGUAACCUUUUUUGCUUUAUUGUGGGUGAUAAUUGGAAGGUCUCCAUAGUUCCUUUUUAUCCAUCUCUAAACUCCCUCAAGUUUAACUAAAUCCCAGUGCUUCUUACAGUACCAGUCAAGCCGAAGUUUCAGUUCUUACUGCUUUUUUUCUUAGUUGAUGUGAUUUAAAUAGCCUCUCCUUGGAUCUGUGGUCUUGACUGAACCCAGAAGUUACCUCUUAAGUGCAUUUAUAUCUUGAGAGAGUUAAAAUCAGUUGGGAAAUCUUUUUUAACAUGAUUUCAAUACAUCAAAUUCCUAUCAUGGAUUUAAAAGUUACCAAACAUCUUUCCUUCAGGCCCCUGAUAGAUAUUUUACCUACUAGCAUAGUGCACUAUUCAAGUGUAUUACAAAAGUACACUACAAAGUAAGAGGUAGCAAGAUCUGUUAGUGUCUUUUGAUAAAUUGUAAAAUGUAUCACCUGACUUUUCUUCCAUAUCUGUAACCAUUAGAUACUGCUAGUUUCCUUAUUCACAAUUACAUAAGCCAAGUGAAGUAUUAAGCUCAAUUUGGUGGUUCCAAAGACAGUAAGAGUCUUUUCUGUGGUUUCCUACCAUGUCUAUCGCCAGAGAUUGGUGGCUUUGCUUAUGCUUGUGUCACUUCUUGUUAAGUGUGGUACCUUUCUUGAAAGGAAUGUUAGUUUUAUUCCCUGGCUUCUGAAAUAACCCUCAGCAACAGAGCCAGCUGGGCCCUUGUGUGUGCUGAAUGCUUGUCUCCAGACAGUCAGUAAGUAGUGAGCAGUGGCAUGGUUUCCUUCUCCAUUUAUGGCCUUGGAAGGGUGAAAGGGACAUGGUUGGGACUCUCCAUUUACGGUCCUUGGAGGAGUUGAAAAGAGUGGUUGGGGUGUUCUUGGAGGCAGAAACUAGACAUUGUGAGAUAAAAAUAAAUUGGCAAGGGAUGUUUGGAAUUCAAAUUCCAAUCCCUGCAAGGAGGGCAGAGGGCGCUGGGAAAGGGGGAGUGUGUAGAAAGUCAAAUGAGCUCUGCCGCAGGCAUUUGUCUCCUUCCAUUGGAAGGUUUGCCCAUGACACACAUUUGCCAAGUUCGUAUUUCUGGUUUGUUCUAGAAAAUUUUGUUUUAUGUAAUUGUGAGUAUCUUUUACAAAGAGGAAGAAGAAACACUUUUAAAAAGAGUGUAUUGUUGGAAACCUCAGUUCUCUAAGGCAUCAUUUGAGGCUCCAGAAGAGACCUCAACAAAGGGAGAAUGAGGCAGGUGCUUGUGCAGGGGGUAGGCCGGCUGGCUUUAGGGUGGGAGACUCUUAAUAGUUGCUCUGUUUUUGUGUGAGGAAGAUCACACAUGUGGUUCUUUUAUUAUUCCUUUUACCCAUCUAGAUUUCUGGCUUCAAGGGACAAUUUUUUAACGUAUCUGAUAGAGUGUCUUGUAGAUUGUCAACUGUGAUUUAAAGAUACUGAACUUCCUGGCUGGGUGCGGUGGCUCACGCCUGUAAUCCCAGCACUUUGGGAGGCCAA